UCAAACUUUCUCAAGCACAGAACCCUGUUGUACUCAGCUUUUUGUUAAGCUAUUUCAGCCUACAAUGGCUGUGGAACCUAGUGCAACUUCAACUCUGAUACCUCAGGAUCAUCAAGAACAAAAAUUACUAAUAGUGAAAAUAGAAGAUAGCCUUUCCUCGGGUCAGAAAUUUAAACAGAAUGGGAAUACCCAGUCCUGCCAAGAAUUAUUUCGCCAGCAAUUCAGGAAGUUUUCCUAUCAUGAGACUCCUGGGCCCCGGGAGGCUUUGGGUCGACUCCAGGAACUUUGCUAUCAGUGGCUAAUGCCAGAGUUGCACACUAAGGAGCAGAUCCUAGACCUGCUGGUACUGGAGCAGUUUUUGAGCAUACUACCUGAGGAGCUGCAGAUCUGGGUUCAGCAACAUGGUCCAAGAAGUAGUGAGGAGGCUGUGACCCUGUUGGAGGAUUUGGAGAGAGAGUUUGAUGAUCCAGGGCACCAGGUUCCAACUAAUCCACAGGGACCAGCAGUGCCAUGGAAGGAUUUGGCAUAUCUCGGAGCACCCAAAGAGUCAACAAAUGUCCUGCUCCAUCCUCUAAAGACACAGCUGACAUCCUGGAAACCUCACCUUUCCUCUAAAAGUGAUUGCGAGAACAAUGAAACAACAACAAAGGAGGACAUUGCAGAAGAAAAAUCUCAGGAACUGUCUCAGGAACCUUCAUUUAGAGGAAUUAGUGAACAUGAAAGCAAUUUAGAGUGGCAGCAAGGAAGUGCUACAGGGGAGAAAUCAAGAAGAUCCCAUCCUCAUGGGGGCAGUUUUAGUAAAGUGAUCAUCUCACACAAAUCUUUAGGAGAGAGAGACCAUUUUGAUGAACCUCAAAGAUGCUUGAUUCUAAGUACAAACUCUGUAACAUGUCAGAAAAUUCCUACACAAGAGAGACCUUAUAGAUGUGAUGUAUGUGGGCACAGCUUCAAGCAGCAUUCCUCUCUAACUCAACAUCAGAGAAUCCAUACUGGAGAAAAGCCCUAUAAGUGUAACCAGUGUGGGAAGGCCUUUAGUUUGAGAUCGUAUCUUAUUAUUCAUCAGAGAAUUCAUAGCGGCGAGAAAGCUUAUGAAUGUAGUGAAUGUGGAAAAGCCUUCAAUCAGAGCUCAGCUCUCAUUAGACAUAAGAAAAUUCAUACAGGCGAGAAAGCUUGUAAAUGUAAUGAGUGUGGCAAAGCAUUUAGUCAAAGUUCAUAUCUCAUUAUACAUCAAAGAAUUCACACUGGUGAGAAACCCUAUGAGUGUAAUGAGUGUGGGAAAACCUUUAGCCAGAGCUCAAAGCUUAUUAGACAUCAGCGAAUUCAUACAGGAGAGAGACCUUAUGAAUGUAAUGAAUGUGGGAAAGCAUUUAGGCAGAGUUCAGAGCUUAUUACACAUCAGAGAAUACACAGUGGAGAGAAACCCUAUGAAUGUAAUGAAUGUGGAAAAGCCUUCAGCCUGAGCUCAAAUCUCAUCAGACAUCAGAGAAUUCACAGUGGAGAGGAACCUUAUCAGUGUAAUGAAUGUGGCAAAACCUUCAAAAGGAGCUCAGCCCUUGUUCAGCAUCAGAGAAUCCAUUCUGGGGACGAAGCUUAUAUAUGUAAUGAAUGUGGGAAGGCUUUCAGGCACAGAUCAGUUCUUAUGCGCCAUCAGAGAGUCCACAGUGUAAAAUAACUUGUGAAUAUAAAGAUCAUUGUAAAUAUUUAAGUCACAUUUUUCUCUCUAUUAGUCGAAAGGGUUGACUGUGGAACAAGAUUCCAUAAAGGCUUGUAAAUUACUAGGUUUUGAGCCUGUUUAACUUGCUUUGUGCAGCACUAACAAAUGCUAGUCCAAAUCAUCCCUCGAAGACUUUUCUGACUAAUCAAACAAGUUGAGAGACUCUACUCCCAGCUUUUUUCUUACUGCGAGGAAUACUCAGGAAAUAUGAAAAACAGGAAUGUAACAUUAAAGCUUCAUUUUCUUUGAGAAUGUCUAAAGGUCAUAGAGCUCCAGGCUCUGUCACUGCCUUUGAUUGUCAAAUUUGUCAGGUUUGGAAGAUAAGGUGGAACUUAAAAAAUUUCACUGACCUGUUUUAGAACAGUAUGGCAACAAGAAAAUUGGGGAAACAGUUUCAUCAAUUUUGUUGAGCCUGAGGGAGGCCAGAAAUUAGAUAGUUAAGAAAGAACACAAUCCAUCCAACAGUUAUUUUUUUAAUAACCUGCUUUGUACCAGCUGUCUAGGGAUACAGUAGAAAACAAGGCCUAAUUUCUACUGCCUAAUGGACAUUGCCAAUCAGGUAAUGAACUUAUAGUAUGGUCAGUGCUAUAUGACUUUAAGGGUGUUCCUUGAGCACUUUCCCCAUUUCCUUAUCUAAGGACUCACAUAGGGAAAUGGGGAGAAAUGACCUGAAGGAUGAAUAGGAGUUUACCAGGGAGGUAGGCCAGUAGAGGAAUAACAUAAAGGCCAGGAAGAGAGUGUGAAACAUUUCCUGCUGAGUUCAUUCUGAAGUGGGGUCAUGUCUGUAAGAAGCAUGGCUUUAGCCAAACUGAAGCAGUACCUACAGCAAAAUAUAAGUCAAUAGAGAAGUUUGUGUAAAUAAAAACUAGAACUCUUGGACCACAGCACAGUGAGAUUUGUCUUGAUUGAUGUGACUAAGGAAAAGGGCUAAUAAGUGGUUUCUCUGCCUGGUCUAUAGGCUAAGCUAGAGCUUCCAUAGAAGUGGUGGCAGAAAGCUUAGCUUAGAUAGUAAGACUAUAAAGAGUUCAUAAGGUUUCCUUUGGUUCUUCCGACAUUUUCAGAGCUGCUGUCACAUUGCUCCUGACUCCCACAGCUCUGGGUCAGAAACUGCCAUAGCAUCAUGUCUGAGGCAGUGUCCUCACAGUUCCCAGUACUCCCCUGGCUUGGGGCUCAGA
Castor canadensis (American beaver) is the source of this 2889-nucleotide messenger RNA. It is a transcript of the gene Znf397, whose product is annotated as zinc finger protein 397. The record is from RefSeq and is a predicted model, not a curated record. Gene Ontology annotation, molecular function: DNA-binding transcription factor activity, RNA polymerase II-specific; RNA polymerase II cis-regulatory region sequence-specific DNA binding. Gene Ontology annotation, biological process: regulation of transcription by RNA polymerase II. Lineage: Eukaryota; Metazoa; Chordata; Mammalia; Rodentia; Castoridae.